This is a messenger RNA of Symbiodinium pilosum, 363 nucleotides long. Lineage: Eukaryota; Dinophyceae; Suessiales; Symbiodiniaceae. The record is from the annotation of a GenBank genome assembly.
AUGGCACUGGCUAAACGUUUGGAGGCUGGAAACCCUGUCGACUCCAGCAAUUCCGCAAAGCUGCCUGCCCGUGUCGACGCAGAGGAGGAGACCAGAAUGGCAGAGACGGCACCGCGCAUGAGUGCCUGGCACAUGCAAUCCUGCAGCUGGUGGCUGGGACGCUCAAAGCUGCUGCCAUUCAGAUGCAGGGGAAAAAGGCAUAGCUACUAUUUUCCGGCGCCUGUGAUCGCCUGUGCAGGAGCUGCAUCCAUGUGGCCUCGUUUGUGCGUGACCUGGAGCCGGCUUGAGGGUGAAGGGCCAGGUAGGGCAGGAGAACAGUCACUGGGCGUCAUCCUACUUUUGCUGCUGAGGCUUGACCUUUGA